GGCCAUGAGACCCCAAUGACCAUCCCUGCAUUUUUUCGGGAGUCAGUCAGCCGAUUUGGGGCCUACCCGGCCCUCGCAACGAAGAACAGUGAACGGUGGGAAACUCUGAAUUUCAACCAGUAUUACGAGGCCUGUCGGAAGGCGGCGAGAGCCUUGAUCAAGCUGGGCCUGCAGCGUUUCCAUGGAGUUGGCAUCCUGGGGUUUAACUCCGUUGAGUGGUUUAUCGCUUCUCUUGGUGCCAUCUUAGCAGGGGGCCUUUGUGUUGGUAUUUAUUCUACCAACUCUGCGGACGCCUGUCAAUACAUCAUUACUCAUGCCAAAGUGAACAUCCUGCUGGUUGAGAAUGACCUACAGCUACAGAAAAUCCUUUCGAUUCCGCGGGGCAGGAUGGAGACCCUAAAAGCGAUCAUCCAGUACAAGCUGCCAAUGAAGGAGAGCAGAGAAAACCUGUACUCUUGGAAUGAUUUCAUGGAGCUUGGCCACAGCAUCCCCGAUUCCCAGCUGGACCAGAUCAUGGAAAGCCAGAGGCCCAAUCAGUGUGCAGUGAUCAUUUACACUUCUGGGACCUUAGGCAUCCCCAAGGGAGUGAUGCUUAGCCACGACAACAUCACGUGGACGGCCGGAGCAGCAGCAAAGAACUGUGGCCUGUCUACUGCUGGCACCUUGAUCAAUACUCUGCAGGAGGUAAAGCCUACUGCCUUCCUGGGGGUGCCCCGAAUCUGGGAGAAGAUGCAGGAGAGAAUAAAGGAAACUGGCGCCAAAUUCUCAAGCCUGAGGAAGAAGGUGUUUUCAUGGGGAAGAGUUAUUGGCUUCAAGAUCCAUACAAAAGGGAUGUUGGGUCACAGGACACAUGAUACUCCCAUAAGCUACCGCGUGUCGAAGGCCCUCGUGUUCAGCAAAGUCAAGAGCGCCCUUGGCCUUGAUCGCUGCCACUCUUUUAUCAGCGGAGCCGCACCCCUCAACCAACAGACCGCUGAGUUCUUCCUAAGCCUGGACAUACCCAUAGGCGAGAUGUAUGGUAUGAGUGAGAGCUCAGGGCCCCACACCGCAUCCAGCCGGGAGAGCUACAGGAUUCAAAGCAGCUGUGGCAAAGUCAUGGAUGGAUGUAAGAACAUGCUGUACCAGAAGAACAAGGACAGCAUAGGGGAGAUCUGCAUCUGGGGCCGGCACGUCUUCAUGGGCUAUCUGGAUAUGGAAGAUAGGACCAUGGAGAUCAUUGACGACGAAGGCUGGUUACACACCGGGGACCUGGGCUACACAGACAACCAGGGCUUCCUCUACAUCACCGGCCGCAUCAAAGGUACUGGGGCUGAGAAUGGAAUACGCCGACUGGUCAGACCUGGCCACGUGCUCAUCCUAGCAGUCCUGGCCCAAACCACAAGCGUGCACGAUGGAGAAGAGUCCCCUACGGAAACAGCAGGGCUGGUUACCCGGAAGAUGAGUCACGGGCAAACACCAGCACAGGUGUCCGUCACACAAUCAUAGUAUUACUACUGCCGCAACAACCUCGAAAUCCUCAUCACAGCCGGCGGUGAGAACGUGGCCCCUAUUCCCAUUGAGAACAUGGUUAAAGAGAAGAUUCCCAUAAUCAGUCAUGCCAUGUUAGUGGGAGAGAAGGCAAACUUUCUAAGCAUCCUGCUGACACUGAAGUGUAAGAUGGACGGGACAACUGGAGAGCCACUGGACGAGCUAAGCUCGGAGGCCAUCAACUUCUGCCGGCAACUGGGAAGCCACGUGUCCACCGUCUCUGAGAUUUUGGAGCUGCAGGACCCCCUGGUCUACAAGGCCAUCCAGGAGGGCAUCGAUGCCGUGAAUGAGGAAGCCAUCUCCAACGCACAGAGGAUCCAGAAGUGGGCCAUCCUGGAGAAGGACUUUUCUGUCCCCAGUGGAGAGCUGGGGCACGCCUCCUACACUGCCGCCAUCUUGUCCCUGGAACACAUCAUCAUCUGGAGUUACCCCAUGUAUUGGCUGAUUUUGCUGGGCCUGGAACGCUUCCACAGCGUGGGGAUCAUGGGGUUAAACUCCGAGGAGUGGGUCAUCGCGAGCAUUGGUGCUAUCAUGGCUGGAGGCUUCUCCGUUGGCAUCUUGUCCACCAACUCUCCAAAAACCUGCCAGGUCAUCGCCGAAAGCUCGGAGAUGGACAUCUUUGUGGUGGAUAAUGACAGACAGCUGCAGAAAAUCAUCCAGAUCCAGGGCUACUUGAAGCACCUCAAGGCCAUCGUCCAGUACAAGGAGGAGAUCCGGACCCGGCUGCAGAACCUGUAUUCUUGGAGAGGCUUGCUGGACCUGGCAGACGGCGUCUCGGAAGACACGCUAAACCAGGUCAUCGACUCCCAAAAGCCCAACCAGUGCUGUGCGCUGCUCUACAGCAUGUCGAUCGCCGGCCCCCCAAACUGUGGGAAGUCCCUCCCCAGCACCCGCACCAAGACCCAGAAAGAAGAUGGGGAUGGCAUUGGGGACAUCCACAUUUGGGGCCGGAACAUCUUCAUGGGGUACCUCGACGAUGAGGAGAAAACCCAGGAGAAGAUUGAUCUCCAUGGCUGGCUGCGCACGGGGGACCUGGGCUUUUUGGACGAUGACGAAUUCCUCUACGUCACGGGCAACGAAAGGGUGAGCAAGACCAGGCUGCAGGAUCUCAUCACCCUCAGUUCAGGUGAGAAGAUCAACCCGAACCCCAUCGAGGAGCGGGUGAAGAGGCACAUUCCCAUUGUCCGCUACGUCGUGCUGGUGGGCCAGGACGCCCCAUACCUCUGUGCCCUGCUCACGCUCAAGGGAGGCGGACUCUCCAGGGCUGCCUCACCUGCCCGUGGGGACUCUGUCAGCAGCACCCACACCACCCCGUGCUUGCGACGAGUCCGCGAGUCCUUCUUAGCACGGCGCCUGGCCUGUGGCGAGCCCUGCUGCAUUCUUACCCCCAAGUCGUCCUUCACUGCGUCGUGGGGGCUGGGAGCCGUGGGAGCCACUCCAGAUCCUGCUUCGGGAGCUCUGAUCAGAAACUGUCCCAGAAGACUCGCAGAAUCUUUCUCCGAUAGGAAAGAUAGGGCAGGGGAGGCCAUUGCCCUGAUGCUGGAAAUAGAAAUUUUGGCUACUGCCAAGAAGAAAGGCUCCUGA
Messenger RNA from Puma concolor (puma), 3111 nucleotides. Lineage: Eukaryota; Metazoa; Chordata; Mammalia; Carnivora; Felidae. The record is from RefSeq and is a predicted model, not a curated record.